Molecule: messenger RNA, 643 nt
Organism: Meloidogyne enterolobii
Lineage: Eukaryota; Metazoa; Nematoda; Chromadorea; Rhabditida; Meloidogynidae
Source: the annotation of a GenBank genome assembly
AUGAUGGCUUUCAACGCGCAAAUAUCGGAUCCAAAGAUUGGUGGAACAUAUAUGACAUUAUUAAAUACCUUAAAUAAUUUGGGUGGAAAUUGGCCAGUAACUUUGUUUUUGAGCAUCACAGAUUUUUUUAAUCGAAAAAAUUGUGUUGCUACAGGGACAAAAUUAAUUCUUGGUGCCUGUAAUACCAAAAAAGAUGAAGAAAUGUGUGUUAAAGGUGGUGAUGUUUGUGAAUUUCACAUUGAUGGUUAUUACAUUUCUGUUGGAAUAUGUACUAUAAUUGGUUUAUUGUGGUAUAGAAUAUUUUAUAGACGUAUUAAAUAUUUCCAAAAAAUUCCGAGACAAGAAUGGAGAGUUAUUAAAAAUAAAUAGGUAAAAACGGGAAAAAUGACGUUGUGAUUUUUUAAAAAUAUUAUUAUAGCUUUGAAUUUUUGUAAAAUUUUAAAAGUUAGAGAUCGAGAUAGGUGUCAAGGGUAUCUUAGAGGUUUGGGGUUCUUGGAGGCUUCCCUUUUUAAAAAAAGUUGAGGAGAUUUAAGAAAAUUGAGGAUUUUCUUGGGGAGUUUUUUCCUUUUGCCUUGAGCUCUGGUUAGUAAGCAAAGGUUGUUAAAAGGUGUUAAGGCUUUCUUGGAGGUUUUUUCUCCUGUAC